Messenger RNA from Lineus longissimus, 4251 nucleotides. RefSeq names its product dynein assembly factor with WD repeat domains 1-like. The transcript is spliced from 10 exons. Gene Ontology annotation, molecular function: protein binding. Bases 36 to 1283 code for a protein of 415 amino acids. NCBI's taxonomy places the organism in Eukaryota, Metazoa, Nemertea, Pilidiophora, Heteronemertea, Lineidae. The record is from RefSeq and is a predicted model, not a curated record.
AAUUCGCCAUUUUGCAUUUUUCCACCUCUCAAAAAAUGAAAUUGAAACGCUUUCUUCUGCGUUAUUAUCCCCCAGGGAUUAUUCUUGAGUAUGAACAGAAAGGUGUCCUGAAGACAAAAUCAAUAGAUCUGCUGGACCUUCGGCCAGAGACUGAUGUAGAUGCUGUGGUUGAUGAAAUUGCCAGAAAAGAACCACUUGUCACCCCGAGCAAAACAGAACAGAUCCGGAAACUUAUAAUACGUUUACAGGAGAAACAGUUACAGCAAGAAGAGAGUAAUUUCUACUUGUUCAAGGUGCUGCGAGCUCACAUUCUUCCACUGACCAAUGUCGCCUUCAAUAAAUCGGGUACUAGUUUCAUUACUGGCAGUUAUGAUCGGACAUGUAAGGUAUGGGAGACGUCCUCUGGAGAAGAGCUACACACACUGGAGGGUCAUCGCAAUGUGGUUUAUGCAAUAACGUUCAACAAUCCUUAUGGAGAUAAAAUUGCAACUGGUUCUUUUGAUAAGACCGCCAAAUUAUGGAGCACCGAAACUGGAAAAUGUUACCACACAUACCGAGGUCAUGCUGCGGAAAUCGUGUGCCUGAGCUUCAACCCACAGAGCACCAUUCUUGCCACCGGGAGUAUGGACACAACGGCAAAGUUAUGGGAUGUUCAGACUGGUGCAGAGAUGUCGACAUUAAAUGGUCAUUCAGCUGAAAUCAUUUCAAUAGCCUUCAACACAAAUGGAACGCAAGUCAUUACUGGUUCAUUUGAUAACACAGUCUCAGUUUGGGAUGUUAACUCCGGAAAGAGGAUCCACACCUUGAUAGGCCACAAGGCUGAGAUCAGCAGUGCCCAGUUCAACUGGGAUUGUUCACUUAUAGCGACAGGUUCUAUGGAUAAAACUUGUAAACUAUGGGAUGCUUCAACCGGGAGAUGUUUGGGCACAUUGAAAGGUCACGAAGAUGAAGUUCUAGAUGUUGCAUUUGACUAUACCGGGCAGUACCUGCUGACAGCGUCUGCUGAUGGUACAGCCAGAUGUUAUAAUGCUGUGACCCAUCACCAGGAGUGCAAGAUGGAAGGACAUGAGGGAGAAAUUUCAAAGAUUACGUUCAACCCCCAGGGUACCAAGAUUCUGACGGCAAGUGCUGAUAAGACAGCACGGCUGUGGGACCCGGAGACUGGCGAAUGUAAACAGAUCUUGGAGGGACACACGGACGAGAUAUUCAGCUGCGCUUUUAAUUACGAGGGAUCAAUCAUCAUUACUGGUAGCAAAGAUAACACUUGUCGUAUUUGGAGAUGAAGCACCAAACUUGUGCCAUAGUUCAGUCAUAUGUCAAUAGGUGUCCCCCUGCAUUGCAACGCCAUUAUCAGUAUGGAAGAUACAGCUCUGCGGCACACACCACAGAUGUUCAUGUAACUUUGUGGUCAAGGACAAGGCCGAAGCUAAAUUGAUUGGACUUUCCAUGUGUUGGCCAUUCGUACUUCUCGAAAUUUAUGAUAGUAGAUUGAUGUCAGUGUGAAGGAUUACCCAAACAUCUUGCAUUAUGGAGAACAAAAAUGAGUUGAUUGCAAAAUUCCUCGAAUUCAAUCACAGCAUUAUGACAUGUGUUUAGGUGCCUCCCUCUCUGUCCAAAAAAGGAACAAGUUAUGACUGUUAGACAACUUGUCACAGGUUUUCUGAUUGGUUCAGUCUCAUCAGAGCUGGAGUUCUGGCCAAUCAAAACUAACAUCAGUUACAUCUUGACUAGUUACUGUUUUCGUAACUCGUUCCUGCUUAUUGGUAGGUAAAGGUUACACACUGUUCGUAGAUAUUUUUGGCUCACCGUAAGGGGAGUCUAUACGAUAGCGCUGUGUCCGUCGUCGUCGUCGUCGUCGUCGUCGUCGUCGUCGUCGUCGUCGUCGUCGUCUUAUCCUAACAGUGGCACGUUUCUUAACUGCUAGGGCUAUGAACUUGAAACUUUGUACACAGAAUGCCCUAGGUCAGCUGACCUCUGACACUGAUUUUCGGUCCGAUCUGAUUCUCUGUUUGGCCACCAGGGGGCCAAAUGUCGAUAUCUAAAAAGUGUGAUAUCUCGCUUAUUAGUGACUUGUUUUCGAUAAAAUUUUUAUGGUAGGUACUCUUAGGAAGAAUACAUCACAUAUCUUACGGGUUUUCAAUUUGACCUACUUUUCAAGGUCACAGAGGUCAUAUGGCGUAAAUUGGCCGUUAGAGUGUAAACUAUGGCACGUUUCUUAACCACUAAAGCUAUGAACUUGAAACUUGGUACAUAUAACCCCCUAUAUCACAUAGCCUCUGGUGCUGAAUUUCAGUUUGAUCUGAUUCUCAACUUUGCCACCAGGGGGCCAAAAGUGGAUAUCUGAAAAGUGUGAUAUCUCGCUUAUAAGUGACUUGUUUUCGAUAAAAUUUUUAUGGUAGGUACUCUUAGGAAGAAUACAUCACAUGUCUUACGGGUUUUCAAUUUGACCUACUUUUCAAGGUCACAGAGGUCAUAUGGCGUAAAUUGGCCGUUAGAGUGUAAACUAUGGCACGUUUCUUAACCAGUAAAGCUAUGAACUUGAAACUUGGUGCAUAUAACCCCCUACAUCAGAUAACCUUUGAUGCCGAAUUUAGGCCUGAUCUGAUUCUUUAUUCGGCCACCAGGGGGCCAUAAUGGAAAAAGGAAGAAGUGCAAUAUCUUGCUUAUUUGAGUGAAUUGUUUUCGAUAAAAUUUUUAUGGCAGGGACUUCUAGCAAGGAUACACCACAUGUCCUACGAUUUUUGGAUUUGACCUCCUUUUCUAGGUCACAGAGGUCAAAUGGCGUAAAUUGGCCAUUAGAGUGUAACUAUGGCACGUUUCUUAACUGCUGAAGCUAUGAACUUGAAAGUUGGUACAUGUAACCCCCUACAUCAGAUAAUCUCUGACACCGAAUUUUGGCCUGAUCUGAUUCUUGAUUUGGCCACCAGGGAGUCAAAACUGAAAAAGUAGGACAUGCAAUAUCUCGCUUAUUAAUGACUUUUUUUCGAUGAAUUUUUUAUUGCAGGGACUCUUAGCAAUCACACGAUAUUGAUCUUGUUGAUGUCAUAGACAAUUAUUGGUUGGAUCAUAAACUUAUAUAUACUGCCCUGUCUUAUUACUUGACAUCAAUACACAUCUAAAAAAAGUCUUCAUGCCUGAUUGUGUUCACCAUAUUCACCUCUAAACUAAGCAUGAUCCUGCCUACUAAAAGAUGUAUACGGUGAGCACAAUGGCCCCUGGCCGUUUCAUUGAUAAGUGGCUUGAUGUGUUCUGCUGAUUACCAUACUGUACAUUCCGAAAACUUUAGCUUGCACAGUUGUUGUCCAAAAUCUGCACGCACAAACAGAAUUAUGUGGGGUCAUUCAGAAUUGUCAAUUAUACAUGUAGCAGUUGUUUAUAUAAUUUCAUUUUAGUUCAGAGUUAAACAUCCGUCCUUUUAUGGUAGACCAACUGCUGGUAAUUUACUGCUUAUUUUCAUACACAUACAUGUAUACCGAAGACUAAUGUGUAACGUCACUUCUAAGAUUCUUUAUUUAUUAAGUUCAGAGUUAAACAUCCGUCCUUUUAUGGUAGACCAACUGCUGGUAAUUUACUGCUUAUUUUCAUAUACAUACAUGUAACACGAAGACUAAUGUGUAACGUCACUUCUAAGAUUCUUUAUUUAUUAAGUUCAGGGUGAACUCCGUCCUAUUGCUAGUGCUGCUGUUGAUUUUCUGCUGAUUCCAUUAUAUAACCUAGACAAAUAAAUCUAAAUCUGCUGAAAGGAACCUAAAACAUUUGCUGGUUUACAAUUGUUCAAUAAGAUUAUCUGUGUUUAUGAUUUAGAUGUCACGUCUGCUUUAUAAACUGCUGCAUGAUCUCGUCCUUGCCUGUAGCUUUAGCUGUUAACGUGUAUUGUGAAUUUUCUAACUAUGAUGUGUGUGUGUGCUUAGUUCAAGGUUUUAACCCCAUGUGCACCAAGUUUGCUGCAUGUUGUCUUAAAAUCAAGGAAAAUUAGAAAUUAGAAAGCAAGUAGUCUUUCUGUAUGGUGAAGUGUUUUCUCCGUAUUAAUCUGUAUAUGGAAUAGAAACAAACAUUCUCAGUCAAAGAACGUUGGCAGUUUUGAUUGUGCAUUAUGAGUUUGUCCUUAUUUUCUUUUACACAUAGUUAACAUUUAGUGCUGUGCAUGUUAGGUACACAUAUUACUUCAUUCUGAGAAAGAUGCAUUCCAACUUCCAGAUGUGUCCAUGUUGAGGUAGAUUUUGACACAAACAUGUCCUUAUUUUCAAAAUA